This is a messenger RNA of Osmerus eperlanus (European smelt), 7364 nucleotides long. Its product is annotated as mitogen-activated protein kinase kinase kinase kinase 4-like. The record is from RefSeq and is a predicted model, not a curated record. Gene Ontology annotation, biological process: protein phosphorylation. Bases 404 to 4921 code for a protein of 1505 amino acids. Lineage: Eukaryota; Metazoa; Chordata; Actinopteri; Osmeriformes; Osmeridae. The transcript has 32 exons. Gene Ontology annotation, molecular function: ATP binding; protein kinase activity.
CUCCGAAGCCAUCACUCCUUUUUCUUACUUGGCCCUUCUUUAUACCGUAACAUUUGAUGUUAUCUUAACAUACUGGCUUGACGGGGUAGAUAACCUAUUCAUAUAUCAGCCCCGUACAGUUCGUGCAUAGAUGCCCAGCCCUUUCUCCGUGAUUUAGCCGACCGGCAUCCUGUGUUUGUGCGAUCGGAUCCCUCAAUCCGGGGGGAGAGGAGGAGCACCAGUAGAGUUGCGCGUAGGGCCGAGCUGCCACCUCAACAUGGAGUAGCCCUGCGUCCUCAACAACAGAAGCGGACCACAAAGAGGAAUACACGACUGCCUCUUCUAGUAGCAGGGGGUACCGCUAAUGAUCCUGUAUCAAAUAUUCACAAUUUACGUAAAGGAAGGAUAGGAAAUCAUUGCAAAAAUGGCGAACGACUCUCCAGCAAAAAGUCUGGUAGAGAUAGAUCUGGCUUCAUUGCGGGAUCCAGCUGGGAUUUUUGAAUUGGUGGAAGUGGUCGGAAAUGGCACCUAUGGACAAGUAUACAAGGGGCGGCAUGUCAAGACUGGGCAGCUGGCGGCCAUCAAGGUCAUGGAUGUCACCGAGGACGAAGAGGAGGAGAUUAAACUGGAGAUCAACAUGCUGAAGAAAUACUCCCACCACAGAAACAUAGCCACGUACUACGGUGCUUUCAUCAAGAAGAGCCCCCCAGGACACGACGACCAGCUCUGGCUGGUGAUGGAGUUCUGUGGCGCUGGCUCCAUCACGGACCUUGUGAAGAACACCAAGGGCAACCAGCUGAAGGAAGACUGGAUCGCUUAUAUCUCCAGAGAGAUCCUUCGGGGCCUGGCCCACCUGCACGCCCAUCACGUCAUCCACCGGGACAUCAAGGGCCAGAACGUCCUGCUGACCGAGAACGCCGAGGUCAAACUCGUGGACUUUGGUGUGAGCGCCCAGCUGGACCGCACCGUGGGGCGGCGGAACACCUUCAUCGGCACGCCCUAUUGGAUGGCCCCAGAGGUCAUCGCUUGUGACGAAAACCCAGACGCUACUUACGACUACAGGAGUGACCUGUGGUCUUGCGGCAUCACAGCCAUCGAGAUGGCUGAAGGAGCCCCGCCGCUGUGUGACAUGCACCCGAUGCGAGCCCUCUUCCUCAUCCCCAGGAACCCUCCCCCAAGGCUGAAGUCUAAGAAGUGGUCCAAGAAGUUCUUCAGCUUCAUCGAGGGCUGCCUGGUGAAGAACUACACCCAGCGGCCCCCCACCGAGCAGCUUCUGAAGCACCCAUACAUCCGGGACCAGCCCAACGAGCGGCAGGUGCGCAUCCAGCUGAAGGACCACAUCGACCGCACCAAGAAGAAGAGGGGCGAGAAAGACGAGACAGAGUACGAGUACAGCGGCAGCGAGGAGGAAGAGGAGGACCCCCAGGAGCAGGAGGGAGAGCCCAGCUCCAUCGUCAACGUGCCGGGCGAGUCCACCCUGCGCCGCGACUUCAUCCGCCUGCAGCAGGAGAACAAGGAGCGCUCGGAGGCGCUGCGCCGCCAGCAGCUCCUGCAGGAGCAGCAGCUCAGGGAGCAGGAGGAGUACAAGAGGCAGCUGCUGGCCGAGAGGCAGAAGCGCAUCGAGCAGCAGAAGGAGCAGAGGAGGAGGCUGGAGGAGCAACAGCGCCGCGAGCGGGAGAUGCGGCGGCAGCAGGAGCGCGAGCAGCGGCGCCGCGAGCAGGAGGACAAGCGGCGCGUGGAGGAGAUGGAGCGCCGGCGGAAAGAGGAGGACGAGCGCCGGCGGGCCGAGGACGAGAAGAGGAGGGGCGACCGCGAGCAGGAGUACAUCCGGCGUCAACUGGAGGAGGAGCAGAGGCACCUGGAGAUCCUGCAGCAGCAGCUGCUGCAUGAACAGGCCAUGCUGUUGGAGUUCAAAUGGCGGGAGCUGGAGGAGCAGAGGAAGGCCGAGCGUCUCCACAAGCUCCUGCAGCAGGAGCAGACCUACCUGCUGUCCCUCCAGCAGGACCGCAAGCAGCCCGCGCCGUGCCACAAGACCCCCGACCCCGACAGGGCGGCCCCGGACUGUCCCCCAGCCCUCCAGACAGGCCCCCCAGACAGCAGCGUCGCCACGACAGCCCCGCUAGCCCCGCUACCCCCUCCCCCUGACGGUGUCGUCGCUGCGCCACAGACGACAGGGCUGCCAGAGGCGGGCAGGGCCGUGUCCGCGGAGGUCGAUAAGACCCCUCAGAGCCCCCGCGCCCCCCCGGUCCCUGACCGCCACCGGGACGAGACGUCCCCUGGCGCUAACCCGCUCCCCGACAGUUGUAGCCUCCCUAAGAACGACGGGCCCGACGCCCUUAACCCCCCUCAGACAGGACACCCGGAGCCCACCGUAGACCCUGUCUGUCAUCCUCCUUGGCCAGUCAGAGAGGCCGAUGAACGGUACCGCAAAAAUAUCCAGGGCUCCCCUCAGACCGCCCCCACAAAGCAACCCCCCGUCCCUCCCCGCUCUGAACCCUUCUCCAACGGGGGCUCCUCCGAGUCUGCUCAGCCUGCCAUGCACCGGCCCAUGGAACCACAGGUCCAGUGGUCCCACCUGGCCGCUCUUAAGAGCAGCGGCGGCGCCGCCCCUGCUCCUCCUCCCCCCGUCGUGUCGCGCUCCCACUCCUUCAGCGAGCCCGGCGCCGCCGUCGUCUCGAACUUUGCCCACCUCCACCUGCGCCCCCAGGAGCCUCCCCCGCACGCCCACCUCCACCACAAACAGGCACCCUCACCCGCACGCACUGACCCCACCCAGCCCCACCCCUCCCUCCACCAGCCCCCGCCCCGGGCCGAGCAGCCCGCCCCGGGCGUCAGUGAGGAGGUGCCCCCCAGGGUCCCUGUGAGGACCACGUCCAGGUCCCCGGUGCUGUCCCGCCGCGAGUCCCCCCUGCCUGGAGGAGCGCAGGCUAACAACCAGGCAGUGCAGAGGAAUGUCGGCAGUAAUGCGGAGCCUCGUCUGCUGUGGGACAGAGUGGAGAAGCUGGUUCCCAGGCCAGGCAGCGGCAGCUCCUCUGGGUCCUCCAACUCCAGCUCCCAGGCCGGCUCUGGAGAGAGGUUCAGGCCUCGCUCUUCUUCCAAGUCUGAGGGCUCCCCGCUGCAACGCCCCGAGAAUGCUGCCAAAAAGCCGGAGGAAAAGAAGGAGUUUGCCAGACCCAACCGGCCAGCCGACCUGACGGCCCUGGCCAAGGAGCUGCGGGCGGUGGAGGACGUGCGCCCCCCCAACAAGGUGACGGACUACUCCUCGUCCAGCGAGGACUCGGGGACCACGGACGAAGACGACGACGAGGAAGUGGACCAGGACGGAGGGGAGGAGUCCACCUCCGGGGCCGAGGACUCCAGGGCCGGACGACUGAGCAACGGGGAGACAGCGUCCCUGAAGACUCUGCUGGCUGACGACUCUGAGAGCGACCAGGCCACCACGCCCUCCAAGGACGGCACCCUGGUCAUCCGACAGAGUGCAGGUGAAAAAAAGCGCCCGGUCGCUGUCUCCCAGGCUGGGCCAGGGCCCGGCCACGGUCAGCCUCCUCCCCUCAUUCACUUCCACCCGGAGAAAAACGGCUUUGCUGGCGGCAUUCACCUCCUCCCAGACCUUAUCCAGCAGAGUCACCACCCCCCCUCCCCGUCCACCGCCUCCUCCUCCACCUCCUCCCCCUCCUCUAGCCAUAUCAGCCCUGCCAUGUCCCCCCAGACCCCCCUGGACAAGCUCACUGUCAUGGAGACUCAGUCGGCCAGUAACACCCUCCAGAAACACAAGUCGUCUUCCUCCUUCACGCCCUUCAUAGACCCCCGCCUGCUGCAGAUCUCCCCCUCCAGCGGCAGCUCCCUCAACAACAUGGCAGCGUUCGGGAACGAAGGCCGCCUAGCGGACGCUCUGAGGGCUGACCCGUCCCGUAAGGGCUCCGUGGUCAACGUAAACCCGGUCAACACGCGCCCGCAGAGCGACACGCCGGAGAUCCGAAAGUACAAGAAGAGGUUCAACUCUGAGAUCCUGUGCGCUGCUCUCUGGGGUGUGAACCUGCUGGUGGGGACGGAGAGCGGUCUGAUGCUGCUGGACCGGAGCGGUCAGGGGAAGGUCUACCCUCUCAUCAGCAGGCGGCGCAUCCAGCAGAUGGACGUCCUGGAGGGCCUCAACGUCCUGGUCACCAUCUCAGGCAAGAAGAACAAAUUGCGAGUGUACUACCUGUCCUGGCUGAGGAACAAGAUUUUGCACAAUGACCCUGAGGUGGAGAAGAAACAGGGCUGGACCACUGUCGGGGAACUGGAGGGAUGUGUACACUACAAAGUUGUGAAAUACGAGAGGAUCAAGUUCCUUGUCCUUGCCUUGAAGAACUCUGUGGAGGUCUAUGCGUGGGCACCAAAGCCCUACCAUAAGUUCAUGGCCUUUAAGUCAUUUGGUGACCUGGUGCACAAGCCCUUGCUGGUGGACCUGACAGUGGAGGAGGGACAGAGGUUAAAGGUCAUCUACGGCUCCUCUUCCGGCUUCCACGCUGUGGACGUGGACUCGGGGGCGGUCUACGACAUCUACCUUCCCACACAUAUCCAGACCCACAUCCAGUCCCACGCCAUCAUCAUCCUGCCCAACACGGACGGCAUCGAGCUGCUGGUGUGCUACGAGGACGAGGGCGUCUACGUCAACACGUACGGACGCAUCACCAAGGACGUGGUGCUGCAGUGGGGCGAGAUGCCCACCUCCGUGGCCUACAUUAGGUCCAACCAGAUCAUGGGCUGGGGAGAGAAGGCCAUAGAGAUCCGCUCUGUGGAGACGGGUCACCUGGACGGGGUGUUCAUGCAUAAGAGGGCCCAGAGACUCAAGUUCCUGUGCGAGAGGAACGACAAGGUGUUCUUUGCGUCCGUGCGUUCUGGAGGCUCCAGCCAGGUGUACUUCAUGACCCUGGGCCGCACCUCACUGCUCAGCUGGUAGUAAGGGAACGGCCCCCCGAAAACCUGGAAGACGACAACCGCGGAAUGACGAACGGAAGAUGAAUACGACGAUGACGACGAUGACGAAGACCGUAAAACCUUGAAGCCGGACGCGGGACUGGAGCAACCCGAGCUUUUCCGAUCAUCUGAGGGGAAGAAGAAGAGAAAAAAAAGACCUGUAACAAUCGGAGAGACUCUAGCCCCGAGGGCUCAUGGGGUCUGUGUGUGUGUGUCACGUGGCUGCGCUGUCCUCAAGCCUACGAGCGCCGCAGACUGGGAAGGAGAAUACCCCUCCUCCCUGGGUUUCGACCCCGAGCCCUGCUACACCUUGACAUGUUGAAGCCUAUUCCUCCCCGGUACCACCGCUGUCGGAGACGGGUUCUGAAAACUUCUGUCAUUGUAAACUUCUGUUUCAUAGUAAAACUAGUGUGCGUACGUGUGGCAGGAACGGUGUGCGUGUCCCGUGUGUGUGUGCGUGGGGAUCUUGGUGUCGGCGUGAAAGAGAGAGAGAAUGUCGAUGGGAGGGGAGUUAUAGAACAGGGUCGGGCAUCGAUAGAUAGGAGGAGCAAGCCUGUUGCACCAAACAGACUGUAGUUGUGUGUUACUGUGUUAGUCCAGGAAAUGUCAGGUCACUUUAACAGAUCUUUGACAAGGGUGGGCUUCUGUGUCAAAAUGUUUCUUGAAUCAUUUCCUGUAACCACGAUGCAAAAUGGUUAUACAGUAUGUCCACAUUAGCUGUACUUGAUUAUUGAAAACUCAGUCUUGCCUGUCUUCACUUAUUUGGCCUUUCUUUUGAUAGGGGCUGUGCUUUGGGGAUAUAAUAUAACCUCCCCCCUUCCAUAUGUCAUCAAACAGAGAGUAAUGUAUUGUUAUACCUAAAGGACACAUUCUCUGAACUGUGACUUGUGUUGCAUUAACUCACUUGGGUGAUGUAGGACAAACUGUGAAUUGGUAAUAGAGGUUGACAUUAACGUAGCAUGAUGACCAGAAGUGGAUUAAAUGUCUUGAUUGAAAUUAUAUUAUAUACUCCAAAUAUUGAAACGUUUAAGGGUAAAUUUACAACCCAGUUCUGCAACCACUGGUUUGAUUUCCACUUCUUUGAAAGGGUCCCUCCACUGAAUUCAGAAUGUCAAUGGGUUGUCUCUCUGUUCAGAGGGAGAUUUAAACUCCAUUUCAUUUUGAUCCUGUGCCAUCAAGUGUGCAAAAUGUGUAACAUCCAUGUAGAAUGCAGCCAUGGAAUGCGUGGCUCUGAUCUCCAGUGUAACUAACUACAGGUCUAUGCGGUUGCCUUAGACUUGGUCACAAACUGAAAUGAACCCCAGUUUUUAAAUAGCCCUCUGUAGGGUCUGAAGACUUACUAUGAUGAAGCAUGGUCCCCACAUAGGGGCACUUUGAUAUACAAUAGCUGUGUGAUUCUUUGUUGGAUUCCUCAAUGCUGACAUAACCUGCCAUAGUCGGGUAUCUUCACCGCCUCACUUCAUAGUUAUUGUUUUGGUCUAGUGUGUCCACGGUCACUGGUGUGAUCCAGACCCACAGGCUCAACCAGACACCUCAUGAAUCAUCUCUUCCUCCAGCUGGUCCAAAACAGGUCUGGCUGUCUUUCAGGAGUAAACACCUCAACCCUGAGAAGUCGUGGCAUUGACAGACAUCUCUUAUAAAGUGUGUAUGGACUAAUGCCUAUUGUGAUGUGAGUCACAACUCAGAACUAGGGUGUCUAGUUUUCCUCUGAGCCUUUUCCAGUGGACUUCUGGUCAUUCAGAUGUGACCCGGGCUUAAAGUGUGACGACCUUAUGAGUAGAGCGCUGUUGGAACAGACUGGGUGGGUUUGCACUCUCCAGCCUGGUGACAGCAGGCCAUGACAUGGCAAAAUGUCACACAUUUUAUUGAACAGUGUUACAAAACCACUACAGCCUGCACCAACAAAACAUUUCUAACUUCAAGAUUUAGGUUUUUAGUUUUUGUUUCUGUACUUUUGUGUAACCCUUAUAAUUAUGAGACUGCAGUGGUUUAAAAUAAUAAAUAAUUGUAAUGCACACCCUUAUGUUGAAAAUGUUUACAGAAGCAAUGUUUUGUUAAACCGACGUGCAUCGAUAUUAAUAUUUAUGGUUCAUUUGAGGGCAACUUUCCCUUUUGUAUUUUGUAUUAUCCCUUUUGUAUUAUCAUUUCAAGGUUUAAGUACAGGAAUAAUCCUUGACAUUUGCUCACGUUUCAAUCUAAACACAAUUCAGAGUGUGAAUCACUGAUUAUCCACAGUGGACUACACACUGUGCCCUUGGCUGUGUGGUAACGUUGUCAUAAUGUUCUCAGCUGCCUAGGUGCCAGGUGACAUGUUUUCCUUCAGGUGUUUCUACCGUGCUACUCUAAUUUAUGUCCUUUGUGUAUUAUGGGAAUUCUUGUAUUUUCCUGAGUCUUUUUUCCAUUGAAUAAAAUCUUGAAGUAAUUUA